GAAAGAUUAACUGUGUUUAAUCCAAACAAAUACUCCUCUGCAUUACUCCCACAAAUUACAUAAAGUAAUAGAGGCGUAAUGCAGAGGAAUAUCAACAGCCCCAACUUCACGCAACAGAAGGAGAAACAAAAAGAGACGAUUUUUCCCGCGCCUUUUACGAAAAAGGCUUAUUAUUAUCCCGCCAACAUACAAGCGAACCACAAGUGAAGUACACAGUGAAUACAGAAAACAACACAAGUGAAACACAAGUGAACACGAAGAAAAACAAAAUUCACAGAAAUUAAGCAAAGUGGACAUUUAUUACAUCAAUUUAAUAAUACAAAUCCAAGCAGAUACAGCGGUGACAAUCCGUAUUCAAGUGGACAAACACUGGAGAAACCACCAAAUUGGCACAUUCGAUCAACAACAACAACACAGGAUUUAAAGCAGCAGCAGGUUACAAUCAUUUAAUAAAUUAACAUAGAUUUACAUAUUUACAUAUAUCUACAAAUAACACACUUAACCAUCAUUGGUUACACACAUUCACACACCCAUAUAUUUAUAAUUAUAUUAAACUCAAUUAAACUCGAACAUUUAUAACGUUAAAACUAAAACGAAAUAUCUUUUAAUUGAACGCAAUCGGCCCCAUACGUCAACAUACCCCGACAUUUUUGGUCCUUCGAGCCGGAUAAUUAAAAGAAAAGGUCUUCGUGGGAAUUUUAACAACAAUAUCAUCGUUGGAAUUCCACAACCCAACCUGAAGGUUUUAAAAGAGUGCACCCAACAAACAAAAACUCUAUACGCUGAAGCAAUAAACACCCAUCAAGUAAUAAAAAAAAAAGAACCGAAAUUAAUAAAGCGGAAAAACUGUAAGUGCGGCCCAUAUUUUUUCUAUACAAUAAUAUAAAGUGCAAAUCAUAUUUGUUAAAAAAUAAUACCCAAUUUCCAAAUUGUGUCCUUAAGCACACUUAAGCAUAAUUUAUUUGUUUUAUUGGGUUGACAAAAAUUUGAUUUGCACUAUUUAAUUAUAUAUACAUAUAUACUAGGGUGGGUCGAUUCCGGAAUUUUUUCGAUUCGGUAUUUCUAAUAGUGCGGAAAAGUUGCCUUAGUACUUCCUGAUUCCAAUGCAACUUUUUGUUUUGAGAUCGGAUUGCAUCUUCAACCCGAACCUCGGCCUUGAAAUUUCGGAAAUUCGCCUAAAAUCUUGAAAUUGUCUACCUAGCACCUGAAAUACGCAUCUCAUGGCAAAAUGUAUAAAACAAAAGUUAUUUUUCACGUCAUUUGCUACCGAAAUGGUAUAUGUGAUCAUGGCCGUAGGACGAACCGUUCCCAAGAUACGAGCGAAAAGGCGGCGCGCCACAGCGCAAGGUGAAAAUCGGCUUGCGGCCACACUUCUUGACGUUGAUUUCGCCGAGUGCUAUCACUUACAUUCAUUCACCUACGCCAAAGGACACGUUCGUAUAGGUCUCCACACAAAUAUUUUUUCAUCGAGUUCCUUCACUCUUGUCGGUGAUUUCGCCGAGUUCUAUCACUUAUAUUCUCUCAACAAAACACAGAACUCAAAAUGUCUGUAUCUAAAUUUAAAUUUAGACAGAAAUGUCCUGUGUUUGGCAUAUAUCCGUACAAUCUCUCUGAGUCCCAGUUACCUACUUACCAGGAUGUUCUUUUGUGUUAUCAGUUUGAAAGAUUUGGUAUAGGGCGACUCCGAGGCGACAACUAUGAACCUAGGAGUAAAGAGGUUACAGAAAUAGUUGCAAAAAAGGUUGAAAAUACUUUCAAAAAGUCAUCUAUUCCAAUAGUUUCACACACCAGAGUUGUACAAAUGCUCACCACAUACCAUAAGAAAUUUCUGACUCUUAAAAAAAUGUUUUUAAGGAACCCAAUAGGUUUGAGCUCUAAAAGAGACGACUUUGUCUCUUCUGCCGGAAAAUUAUUUGACAUCGCUGCUUGUAAAUGCAUUUAUUUUUCUUCUUGCACUUGUCCAAAGGAAAGGAAAGUUCCUAUCAAUGAACAACCAUUUCUCUUGGACCAGAGAACCACAAGAAUUGGUCGCAUUGGAAGUGUUGAUCUACCUGAAACAAAAAAGAUUACAAAGAAAAAUGAACGUAAAGAAAAGCUUUCAAAACGUCAUUCAACAUCAACACUUACCAGAAAAAUAUCAGCUAGAACACGUGACCAUUCAGAUCAGCCAGACUCUCAUACAGACGACAACAAUGUAGGCGCGUCGCACAUUGAUUCUUCGAAAAACGAUGGUGAUGAUGAAUUUUCUCUUCCAUCCUCUAAAACCAAACAAAACACACUAGUAUUACAACACACUGCUUUAGCUGCCCAAAGAUUUGGAGUAAGUGAUAGAGCAGCGGCCUUCAUUGUUUCAUCUGCUUUUCUGGAUGCCAAAAAAGCAGGUUUGAUAACAGAGGAUCAGGCUAGCUUUGUCACUGACAAAUGCAAGAUUAGUCGGGCAAAAAAAAAAGUUGGUGUUAAGCUCCAGAACACCGAAAGUAUUGACUCCGUAUAUGGGCUGUAUUUUGACGGCCGUAAAGACAAUACACUUACACAAGUCAGCGAAGGUGAAAAGUACUACCGCGACACUGUCAAAGAGGAACAUAUUUCUCUUAUAGCGGAACCUGGUUGUCAUUACUUUGGGCACGUCACUUCUCCUUCCGGGUCAGCUGAGGAUGAGACGCAAGCUAUAUGGCAACAUUUACAAGACAAUUCAGUUGAUGUGGAACAUCUAGAAGUUGUCGGUGCUGAUGGCACCAACACGAACACAGGUUGGAAAGGUGGAAUCAUUCGGAAACUAGAAGAAAGAAUAGGUAGGCCAUUACAGUGGGUUGUUUGUCUUCUACAUUUCAACGAACUUCCAUUCCGUGCUCUUUUCGAACACACAGAUGGUGUCUCAAAGAGUCCAAAUACAUUCUCUGGCGACAUAGGUAAACUGCUCCCUUAUUGUGAGAAGUUGCCUGUUAUCAAAUUUGAAAGUUUUCCAUCCUGCCAAUUACCUUCUGAGGUUAUUAAUCCGACCCAACUUAGCACAGACCAAGCUUAUCUCUAUAAAAUAUCAGAAGCUGUUAUUUCCGGUCAAGGUUCCUCAGAUUUAGCGUCGAUGCAUCCAGGUAACAUGUGCAAAUCUCGCUGGCUCACCUGUGCAAAUAGAAUUCUGAGAUUAUACAUUUCUACUGACAAACCAACAAAGGAAAUAAAGAUUUUGGUCAAGUACAUACUUGCAGUUUACUCACCUUUGUGGUUCUCAAUAAGAUUCAACAGUUCAAUCAAAGAUGGCUCGCGUCAUCUCUAUGCUGCAAUUCAAAGGUCGAGAUACUUACCCGCUUAGCUGCGCAAGGUUGUCGAUUCAUCCAUUCAACAGAAUGCUUUCUUUGCUCUUCCAGAAAACAUUCUCCUUAGUAUGAUGACUGACGAACGAAUAGAAGUCAGAAAGUAGGCCCUUGACCGUCUUCUGGCAGCCAGAGAAGCAGAGUCUGACACCAUAAAUGGAAGAGUUAGAUGUAAUAAAGUGCCAAAGCUGAAUUUCAAAGCUAAUACUUAUUACGAUAUGAUUAACUGGAAGACUAUUACCUUGACUGUUCCACCAGUUCUUUGUUCAGUUUCUAACGAAGAACUCAUAAAAGGGCUGUCGGGAGACACUGCAGAGGUAUGGAAAUUUAGUGAAUUCCCCUCUCACACCGUGGCAGUCGAGAGAAUCGUCAAACUGGUGACAGAGGCAUCUUCUAAAGUUAUUGGCCCCCAAUCUCGUACUCUUUUUAUACGCUCUACACAGAAAUCUAGGCAACAAGUGCCAAAGUUUAGUACAAAAUCUGAUUUUAUCAAUAAAUUUGACACAGAUUCAGACUAAAACAAGCCUGACAUAUGGUUGGUUGGUUGGGUUGGGCUUGGGAGGAACCCGAAGAGCAGCUACCUCCACGCGGUGGGUUCUGGGUGACCAAUACUGGUUAGCUGAGAGCUGCAACAAUUUUGACCUUGCGCUGUGGCGCGCCGCCUUUGCGCUCGUAUCUCGGGAACGGUUCGUCCUACGGCCAUGAUCACAUAUACCAUUUCGGUAGCAAAUGACGUGACAAAUAACUUUUGUUUUAUACAUUUUGCCAUGAGAUGCGUAUUUCAGGUGCUAGGUAGACAAUUUCACGAUUUUAGGCGAAUUUCCGAAAUUUCAAGGCCGAGGUUCGGGUUGAAGAUGCAAUCCGAUCUCAAAACAAAAAGUUGCAUUGGAAUCAGGAAGUACUAAGGCAACUUUUCCGCACUAUUAGAAAUACCGAAUCGAAAAAAUUCCGGAAUCGACCCACCCUAAUAUAUACCCAAGAGAAGAAGUGCAAUAAUAAAACAUAUGCAUAUAUUUUGCCGUCGGCUAUUGCAUUCUUCUCGUUGAACUCAAAUCAUAUAUAUAAAUAAAUAUACACCCGCCAUUACAUACCUACAUACGAAUAGCGCACCCAUUCGUUUAUAUUUGUUGGUGACAAAAAUUGUUAGCGAACAGCACGUCAAAAGACAAAUACCCAGUAGGCAAAAGUGCAAAACCCUGCAAAUUUUUUAUUUAUCGAUUUUUUUCUGCGAUUCAUCGGAAAUUUAAUAAUUUCUCAUCAAUAUUAACAAUCGGACACCGUCGAGAUAAAAGCAAGAAAAUUAAUUUGAAAUUUUUAAAAUAAAUAAAGCACUAUACAAAAAGUUUUUAAAAUUUGUUUUCUUACAUUUUCGUAACCCUACGCGACUCAUUUUUUUCAUUUAACCCAAAAAUCAAACAUAUUUUACCCAAAAAUGGAAAUGGAAGAUUUCAAAAUCACAACAACAGAUUUGAUUGAAUUCGUGGAAGACCAUCUUCAGACCCAAAGUGAAGAUGAUUCGGUCUAUACCAUAGAAAUUAAAAGGGUUGAACUAAAUUCGCUCUAUGAAAAAGCAAAGCGCUCAUACGAUGCGAUUAGAAGAAUUUCUCGCGAAAGUCAUGAAACCAUCUCUUGCUUAGCUUCCAUCAACGAAGAUGUAGAUGCGCGUAAAACACAAGUGUCAACCCAACCCAUUAAGGAAAGGACUUCAGAAGCCACAAUGAUGGAUUUCGCCCCUGCAGUUCACCUUCCACCAUGCGACACCGACAUCUUUUACGGAGAUUACACAACUUGGCCCACCUUUCGGGAUAUGUUUACAGCGCUGUAUAUCCAUAACCCAAGGAUUAGUAACGUUGAAAGACUAUUUCACCUUACUCAGAAGACCCGAGGAGAAGCAAGAGAGGUUAUUCAAAACGCACCCUUAACAAAUGAUGGUUUCAUACUUGCCUGGAAAAAAUUAGUCGACCAAUACGAAAAUAAGAGGUUGCAGGUAAACACCCAUUUAAAGACCCUUUUUAACCUACCCCAAGUAACUCAGGAAACAGGUUGUGCUAUAAAAAGCUUACAACGUUCGGUUAAUAACGUUUUAACUAAUUUAAACAACCUCGAUAUUGACACACAAAGUUGGGAUCCGAUAUUAAUAUAUCUUUGUAGUUCAAAACUACCUAAACAAACUCUCGAAACCUUUGAAUAUACCCUAGCAGAUAAUUCAGAUAUACCGACGUGGUCAAAUUUCGACAGUUUUUUAACCCACAAAUACAAAACCCUCGAAUCUGUUGGAAAUUUCAAAGCUUCAGUAGCAAAAUUACCCCCAUUCCACACCGGUACAGUUAAAACAACAGAUGAAAAGAAAUAUAACACUUUUCAUGCAAACGUGGCUGAAGCGCCAAUUGCUAGACCCUCUAACACCCAAAGGAAUAAUAAUUUCAACUUUACUCAAAAUAAUAUAGAUACAGAAAGCUUUAAGCUCUGCAAAAAGCAGCACCCUAUUCGAGAAUGUCCCAAAUUUCUCGCAAUGAAUGUAGAGCCGCGUAUCUCCACAAUCAAAAAAUAUGGUUAUUGCUAUAACUGCUUGGCCAUAUCACACAGCUACAAGAACUGUGUGAGUAAAUUCUCGUGUCGUAAGUGUCACGAAAAACACAAUACUCUGAUACACAGAGAAACCAGCUUUCGACCUGAAUCCACUCCAGAAAUACCAAACGUCACUAGUUCGAACCCUGAAAACGCUUCAAGUACCGCACUACCCACCCAAAGCACAAAUACAACUCGGCAAGCCUACACUACAACUAUACAGUCCACUAAAUCAUCAGCCCAAGACCCACCCAACCCAAGUAGGAAGCAGAUAUUACUCGGUACUGCAAUGGUUCAAAUAGAACAUAAUGGCCAGCGAUACUUCGCAAAAGCUCUUAUUGAUUCAGGACCGGAAACCACAUUUAUAUCUCAAAGACUUCAGAGAAGUUUGGAUAUACCCACCCACUCUGUAUCAGCCCAAGUGACCGGACUAAACAAUGCAGUUUCAGCAACACCAACGAAUAUUUGUGAAAUCACGCUUUGCUCACCCUUAAACACAAAUUAUAAGGUAUCAGCACAGGCAUUUAUACCCGGCAUUUUAGACCCGUGGAUAUACUAAUCGGUAGUGAUAUCUAUCCAAGUAUUUUACUCAAUGGAGUAAAGAGAAACGUACUUGGUUCACUCUUAGCUCAAGAGACAGAAUUCGGAUGGAUAUUGUCCGGACCCAUAACCCAACCCUUCCAAAAUUCCGCCAUAGUCUCUUUUCACAAUAAAGUGAACCCUGAGAAUCUACUCACACUUUUUGGGAGGUGGAGGAAAUCCCAAAGGAAUCCGUAGUUUCCAAAUCGGACCAAAUUUGUGUGGAAAUUUUCCAAAAAACUACCCGUCGUAAUCCAGAUGGGCGCUAUAUACUAACCCUACCCUUUAAAGAACCCGACAAUAUUGAUAUCGGAUACUCUAGACAUAUAGCGUUGGCCCAAUUCCUCAGAAAUGAACGAGCUUUACUUAAAAAACCCGAAGUGAAAGCAGAAUAUGACAAAGCAAUUAUGGAAUAUUUGGAACUCGGACAUAUGAUGAAAGUAGAAUAUAACCCUUCUGGUAAAGCGACCCAAUAUUACUUACCACACCACGCAAAAAUCAAACCUCGUCGUAUGAACCCAACAAUCACCAACUCACCCAAACCUCGUUGUAUGAGCUCAACAAUUACCAUCCGGUCCCGUAGCAUUACACCGAUUUCGGAAGACGAAACAAUGUCACGACGUAUUCGGCGUUUCAAAUCGACCCUUUCCACUAUUCGUGAGGAAAAGGAAUGUGAUGAUCACACAACCCGAAGAACGAUCUCACGUCAGAGAAAAAAUACGUCAUCCCGACAUGUCGCUUGAGGAAUAUGCAAAAAAGACCAUCGUCUAAUGACUUGCGCUACGUACUCAGCAUAUAAUAUGAACAAAAAAUACGAAGCAGUAAUCAAAAACUACUACUGCGUUAAUUGCUUAGCCAGGUCGCACAGAACAGAAGGAUGUACAAGCAAAAAUCGAUGUUCCAUUUGUCACGGGAAACAUCAUUCAUCCCUACACGGACAUCCGAGGCUAUACCCGGCCAACGAUGCAAAUAUUGUUGAGAAACAUCCACUUGCGAUAGAGACCCGACUACCAUCCUUACUGGCUAAGCAGACCCUAGUACCCACACUGAAGAUCCGAUAAAGAUACGAUGGUGAAUGGUACAAAGCUCGAGCCGUUUUGAACCCCACUCUUAAAAUUACGAAUAUAGCGGCCGAACUCGUCAAAAAAUUCAAGCUGCCAAUUACAUACCUCAAUACUUAGCGUAUUUGUAGCAUAAAAAUUAGCUGAAAUAAUGAUACAAAGUAUUGUUUAGAAUGUAACGCAGUUAUCACACACAAUUUACCCAGAAAACCCUAUGAGCGAGACUUAAGUGACGAUGUGCAAAUGCGCUUUGAACACUUAGUCCUCGCUGACCCUCAAUUCCACAGCAACAAAAAGCUAACAUUAGAGAUUGGAGCGGAUAUCUACCCACAAAUUAUUAGAAGUGGACUCUUCAAACCCGACAAUAGUACAGUGGUAACGCAGAAUAUAGCAUUUGGCUGGACCCUUACUGGCACCAUCUAACCCUAAGUAUACUUCUGAUAAUUACUCCCAUUCAUUUCAAAACUUUCAAUAUAUGUUACCCUACUAAUACUAAAAUUAUUUCGCAGAUUCUGCAAGGUGGCCGGGAUGUUUAAUCCAAACAAAUACUCCUCUGCAUUACUCCCACAAAUUACAUAAAGUAAUAGAGGCGUAAUGCAGAGGAAUAUCAACAGCCCCAACUACACGCAACAGAAGGAGAAACAAAAAGAGACGAUUUUUCCCGCGCCUUUUACCAAAAAGGCUUAUUAUUAUCCCGCCAACAUACAAGCGAACCACAAGUGAAGUACACAGUGAAUACAGAAAACAACACAAGCGAAACACAAGUGAACACGAAGAAAAACAAAAUUCACAGAAAUUAAGCAAAGUGGACAUUUAUUACAUCAAUUUAAUAAUACAAAUCCAAGCAGAUACAGCGGUGACAAUCCGUAUUCAAGUGGACAAACACUGGAGAAACCACCAAAUUGGCACAUUCGAUCAACAACAACAACACAGGAUUUAAAGCAGCAGCAGGUUACAAUCAUUUAAUAAAUUAACAUAGAUUUACAUAUUUACAUAUAUCUACAAAUAACACACUUAACCAUCAUUGGUUACACACAUUCACACACCCAUAUAUUUAUAAUUAUAUUAAACUCAAUUAAACUCGAACAUUUAUAACGUUAAAACUAAAACGAAAUAUCUUUUAAUUAAACGCAAUCCUCCCCAUACGUCGACAUACCCCGACAAACUGUAUAAAAUGAUAAUAAUAUCUGAAAGAAAAGAUUAAUAUUAUCUGAAAAAAUAAAAUAUGUAUAUUAAAUACAAAUAGAAUUUACUCUGAAAGCAAAGAUUAAUUAAAUAAAAAUAGUGAUUAAAUCUGAAAAGAAAGAAUAAUUAAAUAAAAAUAAUAAUAUCUGAAAGAAAAUAUAAAUAUUAUUUGAUCCUUUAAAAUAUAAAACAAACAUUUGUUUUCACAUAUUAUAUAUAUGGAUUGUGCAGGCCGCCUUAAACGCAUAAAAUACAUACAUACGUAUAUAUGUACAUAUUUGUUUUUGCGUAUUAUAUUGGACUGCGCAGUUCAAUUUCAAACAACACACACUUUUUUUCACAUACUUACUGAACAGUUGAUAUUUGCUGCUUCCGAUGGUAUUGCUGCUACUGCUAUUUCCAAACCAUUCUGAUUUCCAAUGCUAUAAAAACAAAUGAAAUAAUUAUUUGCAAAUUAUUUAAAAAAAAAACACAUAAAAUUCACUUACUUCUUCUUGUUGUACAAGCACGAAUGACAUGCGUUUUUCAAUCGUUUUUUUAUUACCCUUUUUGGGAUUUUCUUUUCGUACUAUUGACAAUUAUGUUUUCUCCUUCGCACUCAUUCAAAUAAAUCAAGAAAUGAAAGAAACUUUUUUUCAUCGCAUUUAGGUUAACAAAAAAUAACCCAAAAAUUUGCGUUGAUGUUAGUGUACAGAGAAAAAAUGUGUAAUGUAUUGGAAUAUUUGGCUCAAGCGGGUAGCCGUGGUUGGCAGGGCUAAGAUAUGCAUUUAGGCAAUUGAAUACAAAUGUGCAUGUGCACUUGAAAAGAACCCCAUACCAUGUAGCAUAAACAAUGUGCAAUACAUAUGAACAUGUAUAUAAAAACGUGAAAACUCUAAAUAAAAUCGGAAUAAAAUAGUUCUCGUAGAAUGAAACACUUCUCGUAGAAUGAAAUAGUUCUCACAGAACAAGACUUGACAAUCAUUUAUUUUCCCCCACCAGUGGUAAGAAAUAUUUGAGAAAGCUAAUCUUUUGUUCAUUUUUGGUCCUUCGAGCCGGACAAAGAGCUCUGCCAAAUUAAAAAGUGCUGUAUUAAUAAAACAGGCAAUAUACAAAAAAGCCCUGUUCAAAAUACAGGAAAAUUAAAACAAAAAUAAUUGUUAGACGUGUGUUUAUCCCGCAUAUUCUUCUUCUUCUUUACUGGCGUAGACACCGCUUACGCGAUUAUAGCCGAGUCAACAACAACGCGCCAGUCGUUUCUUCUCUUCGCUACGUGGCGCCAAUUGGAUAUUCCAAGCGAAGCCAGGUCCUUCUCCACUUGGUCCUUCCAACGGAGUGGAGGUCUUCUUCUGCCUCUACUUCCCGCUGCGGGUACUGCGUCGAAUACUUUCAGAGCUGGAGUGUUUUCAUCCAACCGGACAACACGACCUAGCCAGCGUAGCCGCUGUCUCUUAAUUCGCUGAACUAUGUCAAUGUCGUCGUAUAUCUCGUACAGCUCAUCGUUCCAUCGAAUGCGCUAUUCGCCGUGGCCAAUGCGCAAAGGAGCAUAAAUCUUUCGCAGAACCUUUCUCUCGAAAACUCGUAACGUCGACUCAUCGGUUGUUCCCUCCUCUGCCUCUGCACCAUAUAGCAGGACGGGAACUAUGAGCGACUUAUAGAGUUUGUCUUUUGUUCGUCGAGAGAGGACUUUACUUUUCAAUUGCCUACUUAGUCCGAAGUAGCACCUGUUGGCAAGAGUAGUCCUGCGUUGGAUUUCCAGGCUGACGUUGUUGGUGGUGUUAAUGCUGGUUCCUAAAUAGACGAAAUUAUCUACAACUUCAAAGUUAUGACUGUCAACAGUGACGUGAGAGCCAAGUCGCGAGUGCGACGACUGUUUGUUUGAUGACAGGAGAUAUUUCGUCUUGCCCUCGUUCACUGCCAGACUCAUUUGUGUUGCUUCCUUGUCCAGUCUGGAGAAAGCAGAACUAACGGUGCGGGUUUUGAGGCCGAUGAUAUCAAUGCAGAUUGAAGAAGUCGCACGAUAGGGAGUCGCCUUGUCUGAACCCUCGUUUGGUAUCGAACGGCUCGGAGAAGUCCUUCCCGAUCCUGGCGGAGCUUUUCGUGUUGCUCAACGUCAGUUUACACAGCCGUAUUAGUUUUGCGGGGAUACCAAAUUCAGACAUCGCUGCAUAAAGGCAGCUCCUUUUAGUGCUGUCGAAAGCAGCUUUGAAAUCGACGAAUAGGUGGUGAGUGUCGAUUCUCCUUUCACUGGUCUUUUCCAAGAUUUGGCGCAUGGUGAAUAUCUGGUCGGUUGUUGAUUUACCAGGUCUGAAGCCACACUGAUAAGGUCCAAUCAGUUUGUUGACGGUGGGCUUUAAUCUUUCACACAAUACGCUCGAUAGAACCUUGUACGCGAUGUUGAGGAGGCUUAUCCCACGGUAGUUGGCGCAGAUUGUGGGGUCUCCUUUUUUAUGGAUUGGGCAUACCACACUUAAAUUCCAAUCGUUGGGCAUGCUCUCAUCCGACCAUAUUUUACAAAGAAGCUGAUAUAUGCUCCUUAUCAGUUCUUCGCCGCCGUG
Bactrocera dorsalis (oriental fruit fly) is the source of this 11241-nucleotide messenger RNA. RefSeq lists its product as uncharacterized. The record is from RefSeq and is a predicted model, not a curated record. Lineage: Eukaryota; Metazoa; Arthropoda; Insecta; Diptera; Tephritidae. The transcript has 2 exons. The coding region runs from base 1544 to 3310 and encodes 588 amino acids.